AUGCCCAGCUUCGACGAGAAACGCGCCCACUCCAAUGGCGACAACGUCUCGGAGGACGCGGCCCCCAAGCUCGAUCCUAGGACCGCGGGAGAGCUCCAAGAGGGAUUGGACGCACACAUUGGUGUAAAGCGGGUCGAGGCGGCGGAGCAAGUGUACGGCAAGUACUCUAAGUGGUUCCUCUUCAUCGGACUUGGACUCGCGUCGUACAUUUACUCGCUUGACGGCCAAACAACAUACAACUAUCUUGCGUUUGCCGCGUCAGAUUUGGACAAGCACUCCCUCAUUUCAACCAUCCAGGUAGCGCAGUCAACCAUUAUUGCUGUUGGGAAGCCUGUCAUUGCCAAGUUCGCCGAUGUCCGGUCUCGUUCACAGGCGUACAUGGUUGUCUUGACGUCCUAUGUCCUCGGUUACAUCAUCAUUGCGUCGGCUAAGACCUUCGGCGCGCUGGCAGCCGGCAUUAUCCUCUAUGCUCUUGGUUAUACCGGCUUGCAACUCCUGACCUCUGUCAUCGUUGCUGAUAUCACCACGCUUAAAUGGCGUGGUCUCGUGAACGGUUUGACCUCGGCACCGUUCAUCAUCAACGCCUUCAUUGGCAGCAAUGUCGCUUCGCAGGUUUACCUCCGCUCAGGAUGGCGUUGGGGAUACGGCAUGUUCGCCGUGCUCGUCCCAGCUGCUCUUGCGCCGCUCAUCGUUACCUUGGCAUGGGCCGAAAGGAAGGCGAAGAAGCUUGGACUUGUCCCUGCCCUUGCGAAGGACUCCUAUGCUGGUUCAAGCCUCGCCGUCGUUGUCGCCCACAAAGCACAUAACUUCGUUGAGCAGCUUGACCUCUUUGGUCUGCUCCUCAUCGGCACGAGUGUGGCUUUGAUUCUGCUUCCCCUCACCCUUGCCGAAGGGGCGAAGGGCGGAUGGAAGAACCCUUCGAUGAUUGCGAUGCUUGUCGUCGGCGUGAUCCUCAUUCCUCUGAUCGCUGUUUGGGAGUUGAAGUUCGCCAAACAUCCUGUGAUCACCCACCGUUUGCUCAAGAACCGUACGGUGGUUCUGGCGGCGUGGAUUGGAUUUUUUGACUUCUUCUCCUACUACCUCGCGGCGACAUACCUCUACUCGUUCAUCUACAUCACGAAGCCAUGGUCGCUGACGGACAUCAACUACUUCAACCAGACGCAGUCUGUUGGCCUCACUGUCUUUGCCAUCAUGGCAGGGGUUAUCAUGCGCUUCACCCACCGUUACAAGUUGCUUCUCAUCGCCGGCCUCGCCAUUCGCCUCUUCGGUGUCGGCCUCAUGAUCCACUCUCGUGGAGCAAAUGCUUCUGACGUCGAGAUCAUCUUCACACAGAUCAUCCAGAGUCUCGGCGGCGGCUUUGCGUCGGUCUGUAUCACUGUUUCUUCCCAAGCCUCGGUGCCCCACGCGGACAUGGCGAUCACAACCGCCAUGGUCCUCCUCUGGACCGAGAUCGGUGGUGCAGUCGGUAGCGCAGUCGCCGGCGCGAUCUGGACGAACACGAUGCCAGUGAAGCUGGCAGAGCACAUUCCGAGCCUCCCGCCAGACGAGAUUGCAAAACUAUUCAGUUCUAUCACCCUCGUCGCCACGUAUGACUUCGGCUCCCCCGUGCGCGACGGCGCCAUCGCCGCAUACGGCGACGUGAUGAAGCUGAUGCUCAUCGCCGGCACCGUCACCGCGGGCGUGUCGUUCCUGCUCUCGUUCGGCAUGCCGAGCUGGUACCUCGGCGACGUCCAGAACGCUGUCGAGGCCAUCGACCUCAAGGGCUCCUCCGUUCACGCACCGGAGCCGAAGGCGGAGAGGGGCGACCAGGUAGUUUAA
Epithele typhae is the source of this 1818-nucleotide messenger RNA. RefSeq names its product drug:h+ antiporter. Lineage: Eukaryota; Fungi; Basidiomycota; Agaricomycetes; Polyporales; Epitheliaceae. The record is from RefSeq and is a predicted model, not a curated record. The coding region runs from base 1 to 1818 and encodes 605 amino acids. Gene Ontology annotation, biological process: transmembrane transport. Gene Ontology annotation, molecular function: transmembrane transporter activity. The transcript is spliced from 14 exons.